AACAAAUGGAUGAGGCUUCUAUAUGAGGCCGAUCCGAGGGCGGCUAGGGUUUCUCUCUCUCUCUCUCUCUCUCUCUCUCUAAACACCUAACUGGUAGUGGGUUGGAAUGCUAGGGUUUCUGCAGUGAGGAGGCGCUGUGCAAACUCUGCCAUGGGUGGCCAUCGGAAUUAGGGUCCGAGUGACCGAUCCGAGCUCUGUCUCAUUCCUUCUCUAUAUUUAUCUUUCUCUUUCCCUCUCUCUCUCCGUCUUUGUACAGGAGGAGGAUGGCAACUGGCAACCCUUUCGAUCUGCUCGGCGACAAUGACAACGACGAUCCAUCGCAGCUCAUUGCUAAGGCGACGGCUGCGGCGGCUGCCGCGCCGGCUGGAGGCAAGAAGGCCGCGCCUACGGCAGCGGCGAAACUCCCCACAAAGCCACUGCCUCCGGCACAGGCUGUGAGGGAGACUAGGAAUGAACCUUCUUCUGGUCGUGGUGGUCGAGGUGGCCGUGGGGUUGGACGUGGUGGAGGCCAUGGAGGUGGGCAGUUUAGGGAUUUCAGUUCGAAUGAAGGUUCCUAUAACAAUGGGUUCACAGGAGGCUCAAAUUUGGGUGAAGAUGGAGAAGUGGGAAGGCCUUCUGAAAGGGGUCGUGGUGGCUAUGGUGGACCUCGUCCUCCUUACCGUGGUGGUCGUCGUGGUGGUUAUGGAAAUGGAGAGACAGGUGAUUCUCAACGUCCAAGAAGGCAAUUUGAGCGCCGUAGUGGAACAGGUCGUGGCACCGAACUUAAACGGGAGGGAUCAGGUCGAGGAAAUUGGGGAACUCCAGCUGAUGAAACUUUUAUCCAAGCAACAGAGGAGCUUGCAACUACUGAAGAGAAGAGCAUGACACCUGAAAAGCAGCCGGAGAAUGAAAAUGUUCCUGGAGAGGCAAACAAAGAAGAUGCUUCUAAUGAAGCAGAAGAAAAGGAGCCAGAGGAUAAGGAAAUGACUCUUGAAGAGUAUGAAAAGAUCUUAGAGGAAAAGAGAAAAGCUUUACUUGCAACGAAGGCUGAGGAGAGGAAGGUUGUCCUAGACAAAGAGCUUGAGUCUAUGCAACAACUCUCGCUGAAGAAAGGAAAUGAUGAUGUAUUUAUUAAAUUGGGGUCCGAGAAAGAUUUGAAUAAACGGAAGGAAAGUUAUGACAAGGAAGAGAGAAUGAAAAAGGCCCUUAGUAUCAAUGAAUUCUUAAAGCCAGCUGAAGGAGAAAGGUACUACAGUGGAGGAAGAGGUCGUGGGAGGGGACGUGGUGAUCGUGGAGGGUUUAGAGGGGGCUUUGCUGGUGGCAGUCUGAAUGCACCAGCUGCUCCUUCUAUUGAAGAUCCAGGGCAGUUCCCCACACUUGGUGGAAAGUAGAACUUGUCAAUGUCGGAUGCUUGUUUCUUUAUUUCUUCCAUUCCGUCUUUUAAGGAGUUGAUGCAAGGAUCCACACGAAUAAUGAGGCUUCCUGUAUCUAAAACUGUUUUCAAUGAUGUAUAUUCAAACUGUUGUCUUUUUCUA
Messenger RNA from Nymphaea colorata (pocket water lily), 1514 nucleotides. Its product is annotated as RGG repeats nuclear RNA binding protein A. NCBI's taxonomy places the organism in Eukaryota, Viridiplantae, Streptophyta, Magnoliopsida, Nymphaeales, Nymphaeaceae. Gene Ontology annotation, molecular function: RNA binding. Bases 264 to 1370 code for a protein of 368 amino acids. Gene Ontology annotation, cellular component: cytoplasm; nucleus. The record is from RefSeq and is a predicted model, not a curated record. The transcript has 6 exons.